Molecule: messenger RNA, 644 nt
Organism: Clarias gariepinus (North African catfish)
Lineage: Eukaryota; Metazoa; Chordata; Actinopteri; Siluriformes; Clariidae
Gene: birc5a
Product: baculoviral IAP repeat containing 5a
Exons: 4
Coding region: 81-509 (142 amino acids)
Source: RefSeq, a predicted model, not a curated record
UUAAACGUUACCAGCUAACCCUUACCGUGUGUGUUUGCGCGGCUCUCCUAAAAGUUGGGUUGUUUAUUUACUUUAGAAAUAUGGAGCACAUUAUCGACGAGCCAACAACGUUGUAUUUUUAUAAAAACAGGCUUUUAACCUUUAAUGGUUGGCCAUUUGAGGAAGACUGUGUUUGUACUCCGGAGAACAUGGCUAAAGCAGGAUUCAUUCACGUGCCCUCUGAGAACAGUCCUGACAUAGCGCAGUGCUUCUUUUGUCUCAAGGAGCUGGAGGGCUGGGAACCAGAAGAUGAUCCUGAAAAGGAGCAUAAAGCACAUUCUCCAAGCUGCAAUUUUAUUACAUUAAAGAAGUCUGUGGAGAGUCUGACUGUGGAGGAGUUUCUCAGGCUUCAGAAAGAGAGGCAGAAAUUUAUUAUUAAAAAGGUUUGCGGCCAAGCAAUUGACAAAUUUGAAGAAGCUGUGAAAUUAAAAAGGGGACAGAUCAUCCAGUCUGCCAUGGGUGAAGAAUGAAGAUAUCACUAUCAUUGCUUCUCACAAGACAUAUUUCCUAUUCUCCUUAAUUUGAUCUCUUUUGAGUAAUUGAAUAAUUUGGAGAAGGUAAAAUGUGUGUGUAUAUAUAUAAACAAACAUAUAUGUGUGUGUGUG